Opisthocomus hoazin is the source of this 1101-nucleotide messenger RNA. NCBI's taxonomy places the organism in Eukaryota, Metazoa, Chordata, Aves, Opisthocomiformes, Opisthocomidae. The record is from RefSeq and is a predicted model, not a curated record.
GGCUGGCUGCUUCAUCCUGCGGAACCCGGUGGACAGCUGCGUCCAGCACGCCAGCGACAUGUCGGAGCACGAGGUCAACACCGAGCGGGUGGAGGUGGAAUCCCGUGGCGUCAACCACGUGGAGGGCGGCUGGCCCAAAGACGUCAACCCGCAGGAGGUGGAACAAACCAUCCGCUUCCGGAAGAAAGUGGAGAAGGAUGAAAACUACAUCAACACCAUCACGCACCUUGGCACCCUGAUGGAGCACUGCGUCAAGCAGAACAACGCCAUCGACAUCUACGAGGAGUACUUCACAGAGGAGGAGAUGGCAGACGUGGAAGACGAGCCCCCCUCCGCAAAAGUCAUCAAUGUCCUCAGGGAUCCAAAUGUAACCAAGAGGACAGCCACGCGUCUCUCCUGGCACCCCGACACAUGCAAGAAACUGGCAGUGGCUUAUUCCAGCCUGGAGUUCCAGCGCAACGUGAAAGACAUGAGCUUUGACUCAUACAUCUGGGAUCUCGAAAACCCCAACAAGCCGGAGCUCGUUCUCAAGCCAUCGUCCCCUCUCGUGAGCCUGGAGUACAACCCCAAAGACUCGCACGUCCUGGUGGGAGGGUGCUACAACGGGCAGAUGGCUUACUGGGACACCAGGAAAGGGGGGCUGCCCGUGGACGUGUCCACCGUGGAGGUCAGCCACAGGGACCCCGUGUACGGAGCCGUCUGGCUGCAGUCCAAAACGGGCACCGAGUGCUUCUCGGCCUCGACCGACGGGCAGGUCCUGUGGUGGGACAUCCGCAAGCUGUCCGAGCCCACCGAGACGCUGGUCUUGGACAUCACCCGGAAGGGGCUGCUGGAGAACGCUCUGGGUGCCAUCGCGCUGGAGUUUGAGCCCACCAUGCCCACCAAGUUCAUGGUGGGCACAGAGCAGGGCAUUGUCAUCGCCUGCAACCGCAAGGCCAAGACGCCCGCCGAAAAAAUCACCAGCACCUAUAGUGGCCACCACGGACCUGUCUAUGCGCUGGCCAGGAACCCUUUCUGCCCCAAAAUCUUCCUGACGGUCGGCGACUGGACUGCUCGGAUCUGGUCGGAGGAGAUCAAGGAAUCAUCAAUUAUGUGGACCAA